This is a messenger RNA of Apis cerana (Asiatic honeybee), 1885 nucleotides long. It is a transcript of the gene Pen, whose product is annotated as karyopherin subunit alpha. Gene Ontology annotation, biological process: protein import into nucleus. Lineage: Eukaryota; Metazoa; Arthropoda; Insecta; Hymenoptera; Apidae. Gene Ontology annotation, molecular function: nuclear import signal receptor activity; protein binding. Gene Ontology annotation, cellular component: cytoplasm. The record is from RefSeq and is a predicted model, not a curated record.
CUUUUACGUCCUUCGAUCAACAGCAACAGGUUCUAAGUACAAAGAAAAUUCUUCAGCAGCCAUUGUACCUUUAACGCGCGGGUCGCGAUCGGUUCGUUAAGUGUUCGAUGGGCUACAUUAUAUUCUGCACAUAUUAAUAUUUAUUGACACAUUUGCACAAGAAAAAUUUAUAUCCAGUUUUUUAAGAUAUAAAAAUGCCUGCACCAGAAGCUGAUUGUCAUAGUCGUAAAGCUAAUUUUAAAUUUAAUAAUAAACAUGAGGAAGCACGUAGAAGAAGGAGUGAAAUAUCAGUAGAAUUACGUAAAGCUAGAAAAGAUGAACAAUUAUUAAAACGACGAAAUUUGAAUGUAGGCAAAGAAUCACAAAAUCCUGUGAGUGAAAGUAAUCUUUCACCCAUUUCUGUAUCUAUAGAAGAAAUUGUCAAUGGCAUGAAAUCUUCAGAUCAAACAAUUCAACUACAAGCAACACAAGCAUGUAGAAAAAUGUUAAGCCGAGAAAAGAAUCCACCUAUAGAUAUUAUGAUUCAACGUGGAAUUGUUCCACGAUGUGUUGAAUUUUUAGAUUAUCAUCACAAUGCUGCAUUGCAAUUUGAAGCAGCAUGGGCUCUGACAAAUGUUGCAUCUGGUACAUCAGAGCAAACUCAUGUUGUUGUUAAACAUGGUGCUAUACCAAAAUUGGUUGCAUUACUUAAAUCUGCAUCACCUAAUGUUGCUGAACAAGCUGUAUGGGCACUUGGUAAUAUUGCUGGAGAUGGUCCAGCAGCUCGAGAUCUUGUUCUUGGAUACGAUGCUAUGCCACUUUUAUUAGAAUUAAUUAAACCUGAUACUUCUGUAACAUUUACACGUAAUAUUGUUUGGACAUUAUCGAAUUUGUGUCGUAAUAAAAAUCCUCCACCUCCAUUUGAAAUUGUAAGAACUGCUCUUCCAGUGUUAAAUCGUUUACUUAGUAAUAACGACAAAGAUAUACUAGCUGAUGCUUGUUGGGCUCUUUCAUAUCUUACUGAUGGUUCUAAUGAUAAAAUACAAGCAGUUGUUGAAUCUGGAGUUAUACCAAAACUUGUACAAUUACUUACUUCAACUGAAGUGACAGUUUUAACACCUGCACUUCGUGCUGUUGGAAAUAUAGUUACAGGAAAUGAUAUGCAAACAGAUGCAAUAAUAUCAGCAGGUGGUUUACAACAUUUGGGACUAUUAUUGCAACAUCAUCGUAUCAAUAUCGUUAAAGAAGCUGCAUGGACUAUCAGUAAUAUUACUGCAGGGAACAUAGAACAAAUUCAACAUGUUAUAAAUGCUGGUUUAUUGCCACUUUUAAUACAUGUUUUAGAAUCUGGAGAUUUUAAAUCUCAAAAAGAGGCAGCAUGGGCAGUAACAAAUUUAACUUCAGGUGGAUCAGUACAACAAUUAGCUCAACUAGUACAAUUAGGAGUGCUUGCACCAUUUUGCAAUCUUCUAGAGGCCAAGGAUUGGAAAACAAUAAUUGUUGUUCUUGAUGGUCUAACUAAUAUUUUCAAUGCAGCAGAAAAAAUGGGAGAAAUUGAACGAGUAGCUAUUAUGAUAGAAGAAGUUGGAGGUUUGGAUAAAUUAGAAGCUCUUCAGCAUCAUGAUGUAGAACAAGUAUAUCAAAAAGCUACUGCAAUGAUUGAUAACUUCUUCUCAGAACCGGAAGCUGAAGAAUCAACGUUAACAACACCUACAGCAACUGAUGGUCAAUUGGAAUUUAAACCAGCUGAAACAGCACAAAAGGGUUUCAAUUUUUAAGAUUCCAUAACCAGUUUUACGUUAUUUAAUUAAUAUACUAGUGUGUUUCAGUUCUUUUUGUAAAUAGGUUUACAUUUUUUCGUCGUUGCAAAUGAACAUUAAAGAAGAAUUUUUUGUCCCUUUCAUAA